Messenger RNA from Vespa mandarinia (Asian giant hornet), 6213 nucleotides. RefSeq names its product hexamerin 70a (gene Hex70a). Lineage: Eukaryota; Metazoa; Arthropoda; Insecta; Hymenoptera; Vespidae. The record is from RefSeq and is a predicted model, not a curated record.
UUACAAUGAUUACAAAGAAAAAGCACCGGUAUAAAAGCGAGGCCCUGUGUUCUGAUGUCUCAUCAUUCUCCCUAACCGUUGGGGUAAAGAUCUCAGCCAAGAGGCAAGAAAAGGAUAAAUUAUAGAAGGAUGUUGAAGGAAGUGUUCUUCUUAGUUCUGACGGCAUUAUGUCUGUCGGACGCCGUCAGUAUUAAAAGUCACGUUGCUGACAUGAAUUUCGUACAAAAGCAAAAGAAGAUCCAUGAAUUAUUGCUUUUUGUGAAACAAAACGUUUUAACUGACGUAGAAUUUUACAAUAUUGGACGUAACUAUAAAAUCGAGAACAAUGUGGAAAUGUACAAAGAAAAGGAUGUCGUCAAAGAGUUCCUUCAUUAUUACAAACGCGGCAUGCUUAGCCGCGAUGCCACCUUUUCGCCAUUCUACGAAGAGCACCUUAACGAAAUGAUUCUAUUGUUCAAACUCUUCUAUAAUGCUAAAGAUUUCGAUAUCUUCUAUAAGACCGCUGCUUGGGCACGAUUUUCCGUAAAUUCCGAUGUCUUCACGCUAGCUUUCUACGUUGCCAUUUUCUAUAGACCCGACUGCAAAUAUAUUAUGCCCAUGUUACCUUAUGAAGUAAAUCCAAAUUAUUUCUUUGACUCGAAUGUCAUUCAGGAGGCACAGCGCAUCAAAAUGAUGCAUGGUUUAACUUCUACUGGCAAUAUGAAUAAUACGGACAUUUACGUAAUCUACAGUAACUAUACUAACACAUUCUCGGAGGAAAACAAAUUAGACUACUUUACGGAAGAUUUUGGUUUGAAUACCUACUAUUUCUAUUUUCGUCAGAUCUUCCCAUUCUGGUUGAAUAGCAAAGAAUACAAUAUUCCUCGGGAAUAUCGUGGUAUUUUCUACUUGUAUGUCCACCAGCAACUGGUCGCUCGUUACUACUUGGAACGCUUGUCGAAUGACUUGGGUGAGAUCGAAGAUUUUAACUUACAGAAAAUAUUUUAUCCAGGAUUCUAUUCUUCUGUGGUAUUUGGUAACGAUGCCGUAAUACCCCCAUACAAGUCUUAUUACAAUGUACCUUAUUACAAAUACCAAUAUUUAAAGGAAAUUGAUACUCUAGAAUCUCGUUUUAUGGAUGCCAUUGAUUCUGGAUUAGUUUUAGACAGCAAUGGCAAAUUUGUAAACAUUUAUACUCCCGAAGGAUUAAAUAUUCUUGGUAAUCUGAUCGAAGGUAACUCUGAUACCUGUAACAAAUAUUACUACGGAAUGUAUGAAAUAUUGGCAAGAAAUGUUUUUGGAACCAACUUCGAUUAUACGGACAAAGACAAGACCAUGCCAAGUGCUAUGCAAUUUUAUAGUACCAGCAUGAGGGAUCCAGCUUUCUAUGCUCUCUUUAAUAAAAUCAAUAAUUACGUAGAAAGAUACAAGAAACAUAUACCAGUCUACUCCCAGAGCGAACUCGACUUCCCUGGUAUCAAGAUUGAAUCCGUCAAUAUGGACAAACUUUGGACUUACUUCGAUUAUUGUGAUGCAACGAUUAACAAUGCCGUAUACUUUAACAGUUUCAAAGAAGGAUCAUCCCUGUAUAUCAAGGCUCGUCGUUAUUGCCUCAAUUACAAACCAUUUACUUACCGUCUAAGUGUGAAUUCCGACAAAGACAUCAAGGUUCUAGUCAAGGUUUUCCUUGGACCUGCCAUAGGUCAAGACAUGAGUUACCUCAGCAAAUACUAUAAAUACUUCGUAAUGUUGGACCAAUUCGAUGUGUUACUAAAACAAGGUAUAAAUAAUAUCGAACAUGCAAGCACUGAAGCUAUUUACAAAACGUCUAGCGAUAAGCUUUACAAAAAACUUCAGAACGCUGUCAGUGGUAGCGAGCCAUUUACUUAUUAUGAAAAAGUCUACGCUUUUCCUGAACGUCUAACUCUUCCUAAGGGUAAACCCGAGGGUAUGAAAUUCAAGAUGUUCUUCUAUUUGAGUCCAUAUGACGAAUCGAAAAUGAUCCACAUCGAACUACCUAUCUUCGGUAAAAUGACUUACGACGGCAAGCCAUUCGGUUUCCCUCUUGACAGACCAAUGUACACCUGGAAAUUCUUUACUCCUAAUAUGUAUUUCAAAGACGUUUAUGUCUACAAUACAAAGGAUACCGAAAAGUUCUCUAAUUCAAACGCUAUCCCAGUUCAUACCGCCGACAAAGCAUAUCUAAUCAAACAGAAGAGUAUCUACGAAUUAUUUUGGCACGUCGAUCAGCCGACGGUUUAUCACCCAGAACUCUAUCAAAAGGCUCGUUCGUUCAGCAUUGAGGAUCACGUCGGUUCCUAUGCGGACAAGACUGCAGUGACCGAAUUCCUCCAACGCUGGAAACAUGGAAUGUUGCCACGAGGCCAAGUCUUCUCUAUCAUGUAUCCUCAACUUCACGAGGAAACUGUUUGUUUGUUCAAUCUCUUAUAUUCUGCUAAGGACUUUGACACCUUCUACAACACUGCAGUAUGGGCACGAUUCAAUAUGAACGAGCAUAUGUUUAUUUAUGCUCUUAGUGUUGCCGUUCUUCAUCGUAGCGAUACCCAAUACGUUCGUCUUCCACCUCUGUAUGAAGUCCUGCCAAAUUUAUUCUUCAACGACGAUGUUUUACAUAAAGCAUACCAUCUUGGAAUGGGUGAUACUAGUUUAAAAAAGACCGUAGGUGGUGUUAAUUAUCACGUGAUUCACAGUAACUACUCUGGUUGGUAUCUCGUAAGAAACGAUGUACCUGAACAAAAGCUGACCUAUUUCACCGAAGAUGUUGGUCUUGGACAAUACUAUUUCAUGAGUAGCCACGAUUUCCCUUAUUGGAUGAACAGCGUUCAAUACAAAUUACCUACCAACGUUCGAGGUGAAAUGUACUUAUUUAAUCACAAACAAUUAUUAACCCGUUACUAUUUGGAAAGAUUAUCAAAUGAUUUGGGCGAAGUUAACUAUGUUGAUGUCAACCAUCCAAUUGUUACUGGAUACUAUCCAACAAUGCACCAUCACAAUGGACUACCAUUCUCUCAUCGUGAAACCAAUACUGUAGUACCACUUUCCAUGCAUAAACAUGUACAGAAAGCUGAACAUCUUGAAACUCGUAUUGCCGAUGCCAUUGAUUCUGGUUACGUUGAAGAUGUUAACGGUCAAAAAGUAAAUAUCUAUACUGAGGGAGGUCUCAAUAUUCUCGGUAAUAUCAUCCAAGGAAACGCUGAUACAUUAAAUCCAAAAUACUAUGGACAAUACGACCUCCUUUGUAGAAAGAUCUUCGGACUCAGUUUGGAACCAAAUACCAAAUACCAAAUUGUUCCUAAUGCAUUAGAAAUCUUCAGUACAAGUACAAGAGAUCCUGUCUUCUUUAGCAUGUACAAGAACGUCGUCACCUACUUAUUAAAUUACAAAAAGAACAUGCCUAGCUAUACACAAGAAGAACUUAGUUUCCCUGGUGUCAUGAUUGAAUCUGUUGCCGUAGACAAAUUAAUGACAUACUUUGAUCACUUCGAAUCUAUGAUCAACAAUGUUGUUUCAGUACAAAAUCACAAAGAAGCUCAAUCCACGUUGAUAAAGGCACGUCAAAAUCGUCUCAAUCAUAAGCCUUUCACUUAUCACAUUACCGUAAACAGCGACAAAGUUGUAAAAGCUGUAGUACGUGUGUUCCUUGGACCCAAAUACACUGUACAUGGCCACGAAGUUGAUAUCAGUGAGAAUUACAUGAACUUCAUAGAAUUAGAUCAAUGGAUAGUCGACCUCAAAGUUGGUACCAAUAAGGUCGAACGAAGCAGCCAUGAAUCAAUCUACGUUGCUCCCGAUGACGUUCCUAGUGAAUUACUCUACAAGAAAAUGCUGAAGGCAAUCGAUGGUGUGGAGACAUACGCCUAUACCACGAAACUUUACGGAUUCCCAGACCGUCUGAUGCUUCCUAAAGGAAAGAAAGAAGGCAUGCCGUUCAAACUCUUCGUACACAUUGCGCCAGUUGAUGAGACCAAAUCCUUCAAGAUUGACUUGCCAAUCUGGGGAACUUCUGUCAUGGAUGGACGUCCAAUGGGUUUCCCAUUGGACAAGCCAGUUCAAGCGUACAACUUUACUUUAUCUAAUCUUCACUUCAAGGAUUCGACCAUGUACAGGAACUUGGCAGUUUUGGCCAUUCUGGCCUUCUGCCUUACCUCCGCUGAAUAUUAUACUGUUCAAACGGCUGACAAAGACUUUCUAUUAAAACAAAAAAAGAUAUAUAAUCUCUUGUAUCACAUUUCUCAGCCGAGUAUCGUCAAUCCUGAAUUGUAUAUCGAGGGUCAACAAUAUGAUAUUGAAGCAAACAUCAAUUCCUACACCAAUCAAGACGCUGUAAAAGAGUUCCUGUAUCUAUACAAGUAUGGAAUGCUACCACGAGGCGAUGUCUUUUCCAUUUACUAUCCUAAACAUCUUAAGGAAGGGGUGGCCCUGUUCCAUUUGUUCUAUUAUGCCAAGGAUUUCGAUGUCUUUUACAAAACAGCAUUAUGGGCUCGUAUUUAUGUAAACGAAGGUCAAUUCGUUUGUGCCCUUUACAAUGCUGUUAUCCGCCGUCCAGAUACCCUUUACAUUCAACUUCCACCUCUUUACGAGAUGUAUCCCUAUGCCUUUUUCAAUUCCGAAGUUCUGAAUAAAGCAAAUCAUGCGAAGCUCUACGGUAAGCUAGAUAAGCAGAAAUUAACUGGAUAUGAUACUUACAUUAUCCCAGCGAACUAUUCCGGCUGGUAUAUAACUUACGAACAUGAUCAAGAAAACAAAUUGAAUUACUUCACUGAAGAUAUUGGCUUGAAUUUGUAUUACUUCUACUUCAGACAACAGUUUCCCUUUUGGCUAAAAAGCGAAGAAUAUCAAUUGCCAAAAUAUCGUGGAGAAGAAUAUUUGUAUGGACAUAAACAACUUAUGACACGUUACUACUUGGAACGUCUAUCGAACAAUCUUGGUAAGAUAGAAGAAUUCGACUGGCACAAAGAGUUCUAUCCUGGAUAUUAUCCAACCUUGACUUAUCACAAUGGAUUGCCGUACCCGCAACGUCCAUACAUGAGUAUGUUCCCGUCUUACAAAUACAAAUAUAUCAAGGACGUAUACGAGAUGGAAUCACGUAUUUCCAGUGCUAUCGAUUCCGGUCUUAUCAUCGAUAGGAACUCCAAAUUGAUUAAACUUCAUUCUUCAAACGAUCUUAAUAUUCUCGGUAAUUUAAUUGAAGGUAAUCAGGAUUCAUAUAACUACGAUUAUUAUGGAAGCUUAGACUACUACAUUAGAAAAAUUUUGGGAUACAACGUUGAACCUACAACACCAUAUCAUGUUCUACCAAGCGCUCUUGAGAGUUUUGCUACAUCCUUGAGAGAUCCAGCUUUCUAUCGGCUCUACAAGAAGAUCUGUAAUUAUUAUUACAGAUACAAGUUACGCCAAGAGCCUUAUACCAAAAAUAUGAUUAUUUUCCCGAGUCUCAAGGUUGAAUCCUUUGCUGUAGACAAAUUGAUCACUUAUUUCGAUCAAUUCGAUACAUCCCUUAACAAUGGUUUGAUGGUCGAAAACCAACAAGAAGCUGAGAGCUAUAUAAUCAAAGCAAGACAAUAUCGUCUCAAUCAUAAACCAUUCAAUUUCCACAUAACUAUUAAUUCCGAAAAAAGUAUCAAAGCAUCUAUUCGUAUUUUCUUAGGACCUAAAUACGACAUACAUCGUAGAUUCCUUAAUUUCGAAGAUAACUUGAAAUAUUUUUAUGAGAUCGACAAUUGGAUAACCGAUCUGAAUGCCGGUAUAAAUAAGAUCGAUCGAAACAGCAAGGACUGUUUCUUCUUGUCUCCUGAUCCAGAACCGAGCGAAAUUUUCUACAAGAAGAUCGAAAGAUCUUUAAAUGAUUCCGAAACCCUUAAAUACAAUGAAAGACUUUAUGGAUUCCCGGAAAGAUUGCUUUUGCCUAAAGGAAGAGUAGAAGGUUUUCCAUUAUAUAUGUUCAUCUAUGUCAGCCCAGUAACCAGUGAGCCUCUUUUAUACACGUCUCGUAUCUUCGGUAAUUACAAAUUUGAUAAUAAACCAUUUGGAUUCCCCUUGGAUAAGCCAACCGUCGAUUUCCAUUAUGAUGGACCUAAUAUGUUACUAAAAGAUGUCUUCAUUUUCCACAAGGACGAAAUUGAAAAUUUUAACGACAUAGUUAUUUGAUUUAUCAUUUACGUAAUUCAUUAACGAAAUGUUAAUUUUUAUUAAUACAUCUAAUAACUUCAUUUU